AUGAGAUUGAUCUUGGCACGAAUUGUUUAUGAUUUUGAUCUUCAACUGGGUGAGGGAAACGGGCCUUGGAUAGAGAAACAGAGAGCUUUCGGUUUGUGGGACAGAAUCCCGUUGAGUGUUCGUUUGAAAUCAGUAGCACAUGGAAACACCUUUUGA
Messenger RNA from Colletotrichum orchidophilum, 156 nucleotides. Its product is annotated as isotrichodermin C-15 hydroxylase. Lineage: Eukaryota; Fungi; Ascomycota; Sordariomycetes; Glomerellales; Glomerellaceae. Bases 1 to 156 code for a protein of 51 amino acids. The transcript has a single exon. The record is from RefSeq and is a predicted model, not a curated record.